CUUAAUUAAUCAAUUAAGCAAUUAAUUAAAGCAUCAGAACUCGGGGAAACGAAGCAAUCGGCGUGAAGCCUGCUGCUGCUGAGCUCGAGACCCCCAGCCCAUCAGCAAAUCCUUCAAAUAUCGCAUCAAACCCCCGUUACGACCACAUCAAGCCAGCUUAACCCCAACUUUUCGAAGGUCGAGCUUCCCCCCUCGGGCCGUCGGGGAUCAUCGGAGUGGUGCGUUCAGGAAAUCGACAUCAGACCCUCUCGAACCAACGUCCACCUGCCCCUCCUUUUUUAUCCUCGGGCUUCUUAUAAAGCUCAACAGACGACCCCCGCUCUGCCCGGCCAUGGAGACAAUCCUCCGUCCGCUAUCCCGCCAGUUUGUACGAUCACGACCGCGAUAUCCCUACGCUAUCCCCGCUGCGUCGUCGUUGUACCCUCGAUAUAUCUCCAGAAUGGCUCACACGGUCCCUGCGUUGAAAGACGAGUCGCUCUUCAUCCAGAAGAGCUACAUCAAUGGCGAAUGGGUCACCGCCCAGUCGGGCGAGACCUUCGAGGUCCAUGACCCGGCCACUGGAAAGUUGAUCGGAACCUGCCCCGAGCUGAACGCGGAUGACACGCAAAAAGCCAUUGCCGCCGCAAAGGCUGCCUUCCCUUCCUUCCGCAAGACACUGGCCCGCGAGCGCGCCCGCAUGCUGCGCCGCUGGUACCAGCUCUGUAUCGACAACGCAGAGGACCUGGCCACCCUGAUCACCUGGGAAAACGGAAAGCCCCUGGCGGACGCCAAGGGUGAGGUCACUUAUGCCGCCAAUUUCUUCGAGUGGUUCAGUGAGGAGGCCGUCCGGGUGUAUGGAGACACGAUCCCCUCCAGUGUGCCAGGUAACCGCGUUAUGACCAUCAAGGAGCCCAUUGGAGUCUGCGGUCUGAUUACUCCUUGGAACUUCCCCGCCGCCAUGAUCACCCGCAAGGUUGCUCCCGCCCUGGCGGCCGGUUGCACGGUCGUCGUGAAGACUCCCGGAGAGACUCCCUUCACGGCCAACGCACUGGCGGAGCUGGCUCACCGCGCUGGGAUUCCCAAGGGUGUGGUCAACAUUGUUACCGCGUCCAAGAACACUGCGGAGGUUGGACAGAUUCUCACGACCCACCAGGAUGUCCGCAAGAUCUCUUUCACCGGUUCUACCAAUGUGGGCAAGCUGCUCAUGAAGCAGGCUUCCUCCACCCUCAAGAAGGUCUCCUGGGAGCUGGGUGGAAACGCCCCGUUUAUCGUGUUUGACGACGUUGAUGACAUCGACGCCGCUGUUGCGGGUGCCAUUGCCUCCAAAUUCCGCAGCUCCGGCCAGACCUGUGUCUGCGCUAACCGCAUCUAUGUGCAGAAGGGCAUCUACGACGAAUUCGCUGAGAAGUUUGCCGCCAAGGUUCGCCAGUUCACCAUGGGCGGUGGUUUCGCCGAGGGAAUUACCCAUGGUCCAGUUAUUCACGGCCGUGCCAUCGACAAGGUCGCUGAGCAUGUCAAGGACGCUGAAUCCAAGGGUGCUAAGGUGGUCGUCGGUGGAAAGCCGGCCACUGACCUCGGCCCCAACUUCUACCAGCUCACUGUUUUGACUGGCAUGACCAAGGACAUGAAGAUCGCUUCUGAGGAGACCUUUGGUCCUGUGGCCGGUCUCUUCCCCUUCGAGACGGAACAGGAGGUCGUUGAACUUGCCAACAACACCGACGUCGGUCUGGCAGGCUACUUCUUCAGCAGCAACGUGAAGCGCAUCUUCCGCGUCGCUGAGGCCCUGGAGGUCGGUAUGAUUGGUGUGAACACCGGUUUGAUUAGUGACCCUGCUUCUCCCUUCGGUGGUGUCAAGCAGAGUGGAUUCGGCCGUGAGGGCAGCAUGUACGGUAUCGAAGAGUACCUCACCAUCAAGAGCAUCACUCUUGGUGGCAUGAGCGACCCGCUGCAGGGAGCCCGUCUGUAGCGAAGCAUAUCAGCAAAAAUUGUUGUGUUUUAAUUUAAGAUCCGAUUGGAUUGGAUCUGAUGACUCAUGUAAUGUACAUAACUAACUAGUAUGAAUUAUAUAUCAAUGAUAUGAAUAUUCGGAUACGACU
Messenger RNA from Paecilomyces variotii, 2075 nucleotides. Its product is annotated as succinate-semialdehyde dehydrogenase [NADP+]. The coding region runs from base 332 to 1945 and encodes 537 amino acids. Gene Ontology annotation, molecular function: succinate-semialdehyde dehydrogenase (NAD+) activity. The record is from RefSeq and is a predicted model, not a curated record. Gene Ontology annotation, biological process: GABA catabolic process. NCBI's taxonomy places the organism in Eukaryota, Fungi, Ascomycota, Eurotiomycetes, Eurotiales, Thermoascaceae. The transcript is spliced from 4 exons.